AUGGUGGUCUCGCCCAACAAUGUGACGUCACUGCCACAAGCAGUUACCACCCCUGUAGAUGGGUCACUACGAGGCCUGCAGGAGCGGGAAGAUUUCAGUAUCGUAGUCAUGGAGACAAUCGUUUUUGUUGUAUUGUGGAUACUGGCGUUGUUAGGCAAUAUUUUAGUUGUUUUGGUGAUCCGCCGUAGCCGCAGGAUGCAGUCGACAACGAACUAUUUUGUUGUGAGCAUUGCCUUCAGUGACUUGACUUUGAUUCUGCUAUCAGCGCCCUUUGUGUGUGUCCGAGUCGUGAUGCAGGAAUGGGCAGCAGGUCAUUUGAUGUGCAGACUUGUUAGAUUGCUUCAGUUCUUUUCCACAUCCAGCGUGUCCUUCAUACUUGUAGCCAUUUGUAUUGACAGAUUCUACACAAUUGUUCAUCCUCUCAGCUUCAAGGUCACCCGUGAUACGGCGAAGAAGAUGAUAGUUGUUGGCUGGGGUCUGUCACUUAUAAUCUCCAGCAUGUGUGUGUAUUUCUUCGAGCAGGUUGUGCUGAAGAAUGCGGACACUGGUCAACAACGAUAUGCUUGUCCUACUUUCAUCCCUGGCGGCCACUGGUCUGGAGUGUUGUAUGCCUGCCUCUGCGUCGUCAGCCAAUACUUGUGCCCGCUAAUCCUAGUCGUUGUCGGAUAUUCCCGAACUUUCAUCUAUAUCAAAUCACUACGAGAUCAGGUUCGUCUGCACAGGCGACUAAAUAACCCAAUAUCAAGGACUAAAUUCAAGAUGGUGAAAAUGUUGAUGUUUUUGAGUGCCCUGACAUUUGUGUUGUACCUUCCUUUCUACGCUACGCAGAUGUUUCACACCGCCGCAUACAAACGCUUAUUGAGUGCCCAAGCUUUCAUUUCUAGUUUCUGGUUGAUAUGUGCAUCUGCAGCCGCCAAGCCGACCAUCUACGCCUGUGGAAACAGCAACUUCUGGCGCGGGUGUAAAGAGGUGCUGUGUAUGUCUACUAUGAGGUGUUACCGACUGAACACAUACAUAGUCACGAAUGCGUCUUCCGUUAGCAAAAACAAUUAUGUUGGAGUUAUAGAUCUGUCUAAAGAUCAAACCAGCAUCCGCGUAGACUCGCCACUAGAACCCUUUAGUGCCGUUCUGUAUGAAGGGAAAGGCGUUUGGCAAACAAGCGGGUCGCUGCCAUCAGCGUCCAUUUAG
Molecule: messenger RNA, 1188 nt
Organism: Candidula unifasciata
Lineage: Eukaryota; Metazoa; Mollusca; Gastropoda; Stylommatophora; Geomitridae
Source: the annotation of a GenBank genome assembly